AUGGCUCUUCUUGACUGCAUCACAGAGAAGAUUGAAGGCAAAGCUAAGUUUGGUCCAGUAUGGAAGACCAGAUUUGGGCCCAUUCUCACUGUCAACGUAGCAGAUCCUAGUCUUAUCGAGCAGGUGUUGAGACAAGAGGGCAAACACCCCAUCCGCUCUGACCUCUGCUCCUGGAAGGAUUAUAGGGUGUGCCGGGGCCAUGCAUAUGGGCUGCUUACUGCGGAAGGUGAGGAGUGGCAGAAAAUCCGCAGCAUCCUAGGGAAGCAUAUGUUGAAGCCUAAGGAAGCGGAGUCCUACACAGGCACUUUGAACGACGUGGUUAGUGAUUUGGUCCGCCGGCUGGAGCACCAGCGGAGUCUCCAUGAGCAGCACGUAGUGAAGAAUGUGGCUGACGAGUUCUACAAGUUUGGAUUAGAAGGCAUCUCUUCAGUCCUCUUUGAAUCCCGCAUUGGCUGCCUAGAACCAAAAGUGCCAAAGGAAACGGAGACCUUUAUCAGCUCCAUCAACACCAUGUUUGUCAUGACGCUCCUCACCAUGGCAAUGCCCAAGUUUUUGCACCGGAUUUUCCCUAAGCCCUGGGAGAAGUUCUGUGAGUCCUGGGACUAUAUGUUUGAAUUUGCCAAGGGACACAUUGACAAACGCAUGGCUGAAGUUUCAGAGAAAAUAUCACAGGGAGAGGUGGUGGAAGGAAAAUAUUUGACUUACUACCUGGCUCAGGAGAAAUUGCCAAUGAAAUCAAUCUAUGGAAAUGUGACUGAGCUGCUCCUGGCUGGCGUAGACACGAUCUCAAGCACCAUGAGCUGGAGCUUGUAUGAGUUGUCCCGUCACCCCCAGGUGCAGGCGGCCCUCCACAAGGAAAUUACAGCAGUUAUGAAGGACAAUGCCAUCCCGACAGCAGCUGAUGUGGCCCAGAUGCCCCUGCUGAAGGCAGUGGUGAAGGAGGCUCUGAGGUUGUAUCCAGUGAUUCCCAAUAAUGCACGUGUCAUCUCAGACAGGGACAUCCAAGUGGGAGAUUACGUCAUCCCUAAAAAGACGCUGAUCACCCUCUGCCAUUACGCUACCUCACGUGACGAGAAGUACUUCUCCAAUCCCAACUCGUUCCAGCCAGAGCGGUGGCUGCGCAAAGACGAUGCACACCACCCGUAUGCCUCCAUCCCCUUUGGCUUUGGCAAGCGCAGCUGUGUCGGCCGCCGCAUCGCAGAGCUCGAAGUGCAUCUAGCUCUGGCUAGGAUCCUGAUGCAUUUUGAAGUGAAGCCAGAACAAGAAGGGAAUGUAGUGGGACCCAUGACACGCACCCUGCUGGUGCCAGAGAAGGAGAUCAACCUGCAGUUUCUGAGACGCUAAAUGAGCCAAAGCGGGACCACAAUUUGGGACUUCCUGUUGGGGCACGACUACAGCAUGGAACCUGGAGUUAAUCUGCCUAGCAGAGCUGGUGGCUGAUGUGUUAGAGAUUGCUUAAAGAGUCCCUCAUGUGCUGAACAUGGGAGGAACAGGUGCUGGUGACCGAGGUCUGCUAAAGGGGCAACCUAGGGUUACUUCAGCAGCAGUCUAUUUUACUGUGCCUCCAAGCUCAGUUUUGAGUGGCUCAGAAGAACCUCUCCAAAGCCAGUAUUCCCAGAAUGCAGAGUGCCAAAGAUAAGAGAACAGCUGUAGGAAGAGCAGGAUGCUUUGAGCCACUCAUGCCUCCUUGCUCUACUGCAGGGUUUCAGUAUUUCCAAAAUUGGACUUGAAGGCGGGAGAGGAUGGAGUUCAGCAUCCUCCCACCCAAUGACCAUUUUGUGUGCUUCUGUAUAGUGAACAGCAAAACCAUAAACAUGGUCAUGUAAAUGCCAUGGUUUUUAUUAUUAAUAUUAUGCAAAUCUUUUUAUAUUUAAUAUACUGCCCCAACAUAUUUAUAUUUUUAAAUAAUUUAUAGCAAGUUUUUAUUUUUGGCUGCUUCAGCCAUUUUUUAAUCAAAAAAAUAAACUAUUUUUGUGUGUGGGGUGGGAGAAUCAAAUGUUAUGCUCCAAAAGAGCUGAAUGCCAUUGUAUAUUUAAGAGCUACGGGAACAGUUUCUGUCACUAAAACUGUUCACUUAUGGCUGUUUCUUUGGUGCUAUAUUU
Molecule: messenger RNA, 2102 nt
Organism: Hemicordylus capensis (graceful crag lizard)
Lineage: Eukaryota; Metazoa; Chordata; Lepidosauria; Squamata; Cordylidae
Product: 25-hydroxyvitamin D-1 alpha hydroxylase, mitochondrial
Exons: 9
Coding region: 1-1344 (447 amino acids)
Biological process (GO): cholesterol metabolic process; cellular response to peptide hormone stimulus; cortisol metabolic process
Cellular component (GO): mitochondrial inner membrane
Molecular function (GO): oxidoreductase activity, acting on paired donors, with incorporation or reduction of molecular oxygen; heme binding; monooxygenase activity
Source: RefSeq, a predicted model, not a curated record